AUGUCGGACAAGAAGCCAGAGCCAAAGGAGUUGUCCGAUGAAUACAUUCUAGCCGCAAUCGCAAAAGAAUCAAAAGAAUUCGACAAGGAUGCCGAGAUCGACCGUAUCCUCAAAGCCUUCCGCCUCGACUCGUACGCUGUCCUGGAUCUCCAACCCGGCGUGCCCGACAACGACAUCAAGAAAUGCUACCGCAUGAAAUCCCUCCUGAUCCAUCCUGACAAAACCUCAAACCCUUCGGCACCAGACGCCUUUGACCGUCUCGCAAAAGCACAAAAGUCGCUGCUCGACGAGAAAGAGAGAGCGAAACUGGAUGAAUGUAUAGCAGAUGCGCGUAUGCUGUUGAUGAGGGAGCGCAAACUUACUACCGAUAGUGAAGAGGUCAAGGACCCGGAUACUGAGUUCAGAAAGGCGUGGAGGGAAAAGACAAAGAUGGUGCUGGUGGAUGAGGAGUUGAGACGGAGGAAGAAGAUGAAGGCUCAGAUGCAGGAAGAGGGCAGGGCUCAGAAGAAGGAGGAAGACGAGAUUGCCGAGCGCAAGAGGAAGAGGGAGUUUGAGAGCAAGUGGGAGCAGUCAAGGGAAGAACGCAUUGGCUCAUGGCGUGACUUUCAAAAGGGAAAGCAGCCAGACAAGAAGAAGAAGAAGAUCAAGACGCUGGGUUGA
Messenger RNA from Aureobasidium subglaciale EXF-2481, 660 nucleotides. RefSeq lists its product as uncharacterized. The coding region runs from base 1 to 660 and encodes 219 amino acids. The record is from RefSeq and is a predicted model, not a curated record. NCBI's taxonomy places the organism in Eukaryota, Fungi, Ascomycota, Dothideomycetes, Dothideales, Saccotheciaceae. The transcript is spliced from 2 exons.